CCCGAGUCACGUGACCCGGGGCAGCCCGGAAAGCUCCGAGGAGGAGCCUGGCGCCGCCAUUUUCCUGCAGCUGCCUGUCCCUCUUGCCCUGCCCGGCUCCAGCUGACCAGGGAAGGGGUGGGCUGAGCUGAGGCGGGGGCAGGGGAGUGCCCGACACCGUGCCUGACCCCGCGGGUGACAAGAGCCGGUUCUUUCCGGGCUGGGUGGCUGCGCGCGGCCCUGAGCCCCGCCCCAGGCCGGCAGGCGGAGAAGGAGCCGGUGGGGGUAGGGGGUGCGGUGGGGGGUGGGGGUCCUCCGGCGCUUGGGGGUCCCAGUCCCCGCCGGCUACGGAGCGGGAGGGGUGGCGGAGGAGCCGCAGAAAUGUCCGGCCAGAGCUUGACAGACCGAAUCACCGCCGCCCAGCACAGUGUCACCGGCUCCGCCGUGUCCAAGACAGUAUGCAAGGCCACGACCCACGAGAUCAUGGGGCCCAAGAAAAAGCACCUGGACUACUUAAUUCAGUGCACAAAUGAGAUGAAUGUGAACAUCCCACAGUUGGCAGACAGUUUAUUUGAGAGAACUACUAACAGUAGUUGGGUGGUGGUCUUCAAAUCUCUCAUUACAACUCACCAUUUGAUGGUGUAUGGAAAUGAGCGUUUUAUUCAGUAUUUGGCUUCAAGAAACACGUUGUUUAACUUAAGCAAUUUUUUGGAUAAAAGUGGAUUGCAAGGAUAUGACAUGUCUACCUUUAUUAGGCGGUAUAGUAGAUAUCUAAAUGAAAAAGCAGUUUCAUACAGACAAGUUGCAUUUGAUUUCACAAAAGUGAAAAGAGGGGCUGAUGGAGUUAUGAGAACAAUGAACACCGAAAAACUCCUAAAAACUGUACCAAUUAUUCAAAAUCAAAUGGAUGCCCUUCUUGAUUUUAAUGUUAAUAGCAAUGAACUUACAAAUGGAGUAAUAAAUGCUGCCUUCAUGCUCCUGUUCAAAGAUGCCAUUAGACUGUUUGCAGCAUAUAAUGAAGGAAUUAUUAAUCUGUUGGAAAAAUAUUUCGAUAUGAAAAAGAACCAGUGCAAAGAAGGUCUUGACAUCUAUAAGAAGUUCCUGACUAGGAUGACAAGAAUCUCAGAGUUUCUCAAAGUUGCAGAGCAAGUUGGAAUUGACAGAGGUGAUAUACCAGACCUUUCACAGGCCCCCAGCAGUCUUCUUGAUGCUUUGGAACAACAUUUAGCUUCCUUGGAAGGAAAGAAAAUCAAAGAUUCUACAGCUGCAAGCAGGGCGACAACACUGUCCAACGCAGUCUCUUCCCUGGCAAGCACUGGCCUGUCUCUUACCAAAGUGGAUGAAAGGGAAAAGCAGGCAGCAUUAGAGGAAGAACAGGCUCGUUUAAAAGCUUUAAAGGAACAGCGCCUAAAAGAACUUGCAAAGAAACCUCAUACCUCUUUAACAACUGCAGCCUCGCCUGUGUCCACCUCAGCAGGGGGUAUAAUGACUGCACCAGCCAUUGACAUAUUUUCUACCCCUAGUUCUUCUAACAGCACAUCAAAGCUACCAAAUGAUCUGCUUGAUUUGCAGCAGCCAACUUUUCACCCAUCUGUACUUCCUAUGUCGACUGCUUCUCAGGUAGCAAGUACAUGGGGAGAUCCUUUCUCUGCUACUAUAGAUGCUGUUGAUGAUGCCAUUCCAAGCUUAAAUCCUUUCCUCACAAAAAGUAGUGGUGAUGUUCACCUUCCCAUUUCUUCAGAUGUAUCCACUUUUACUACUAGGACACCUACUCAUGAAAUGUUUGUUGAGUCUUUUUGUGGCACUCAAGCUUAUCGUAAUACUACCCUUAUGUGCCAUGAGCCUUCUACUGUAGCUGGUGUAUUUGGAGGAUUCACUCCUUCUCCAGUUGCACAGCCGCAUCCUUCAGCUGGCCUUAAUGUUGACUUUGAAUCUGUGUUUGGAAAUAAAUCUACCAGCGUUAUUGUAGAUUCUGGGGGCUUUGAUGAACUAGGUGGACUUCUCAAACCAACAGUGGCCUCUCAGAACCAGAGUCUUCCUGUUGCCAAACUCCCACCUAACAAGUUAGUAUCUGAUGACUUGGAUUCAUCCUUAGCCAACCUUGUUGGCAAUCUUGGCAUUGGAAAUGGAACCACUAAGAAUGAUGUAAAUUGGAGUCAGCCAGGUGAAAAGAAGCUAACUGGAGGAUCUAACUGGCAACCAAAGGUUGCACCAACAACUGCUUGGAAUGCUGCAACAAUGAAUGGCAUGCAUUUUCCACAAUACGCACCCCCUGUAAUGGCCUAUCCUGUUACUACACCAACAGGCCUGAUAGGAUAUGGAAUCCCUCCUCAAAUGGGAAGUGUACCUGUAAUGACACAACCAACCUUAAUAUACAGCCAGCCUGUUGUGAGACCACCAAACCCUUUUGGCCCUGUAUCAGGAGCACAGAUACAGUUUAUGUAACUAGAUGGAAAAGAAUGGAAUUAUUCCGAAAAGACAAGUGCUCAAGCAGCAAAUACUUAACUUCCAGCAAAAUCCAAACUGCUGUCUGUUAAACUCUCUUCUUCCAUUAGAAUGCUACAGUAACCCAGUGAAGGCCCAUGAAGGAAAUUGGGACUACUCUAUAGGAGAACAUAUCAAUACAGUUUAUAAAGCCAAGAAUUGCCAUGAUUUCAGACUAAGAGCUGUCUUUUUGGUGACUAACUCUUCAGUUAUUUCAACUCCUAUUAAUACCCAUAAUCAGUAACCUACCAAGAAAAGCCCUUAUUUGGAAAGUGUGAAAUUUGUAUUUGGAAAAGCUGCCUGGAGAGAAGAGCUGUGUCCUUCACUGUAAUGCAACAGGACUCUUUUGGGGGGGAUCAAAUCAUACUUCUUAAUUAUGCAGUAUCUUUCUUUUCUCCAGUCCUCACAGAUACAGAAACAGUAACUAAAAUUAACUUUUCUUUUAUAAAAAAUUAUAUAUUCAGUUUGCAGUAGACAUUCCUUAAGUAUUUGUAUUUAUUUAUGAUUAUCAAUUUACGUAACAUUAAUAUUGUAUCAGACCUCCUUAUGAAAAUGAGUAUGGAUGUACACGGUAUGUUUGAUUUUUAUCCAUAAGAGUGAAUCUGAUUCAGAAUGCUUUGCAGCUGACAUACAGAGCACUAAAUAUUUUAAGGCAAGUCCAUAGGUCUGAAUCGCUUAAGAAUUCUCAGUCUCUAUGGGAUUUAGGGAAGCAUUAUAAAUGCAUUAAUCCUUAUAGUCAAUUCUGUGCCUAGGAUUUUGCAAGGGAACAGUUCACUGAACUAGGAAAAGCACUACAUUUUAAAUUCAGCAUUAGUGCAUUGGGAAGGAACUUUACUGCUUUGUGCUUGGCAUGUCAUUAUUUUCCAUUUGACAUUAGGGCCUUUCCAAAAUGAAUGUGAGGAAUUGCUUUCACUUCAAGACUUUCCUUCUUUUCAGUAAAACUCUAGGAGGUGUUAUGGGGGGAGGGGAGGGGACACAAUCCUUGAACCUUUUAUUUGGCUCAUGCCAUGAUAUGAUCAUGUACCUUUUAAAUAAGGGGAAAUAGUAUCUUUAAAGUUAAUGUCUAGCCAAGAGUUUAGUUAACGAAGAAUUAAACUGCACUGUUGAUCGGUGCUUUGUGUAAAUACAUCUUAAUGUUUGGGUUGAGAGGGGCCUUAAGAAGGACAGUUUGUUGUAGGAAAGCAAUUCUGUACAUGAGUUGAAGCAUACUUGUUGCAUUGUCUCUGCAGAUUCUAUUUUUGUUUACAAUAUUAAAAUGUAUGUUAGCAAAAAUGGGUGGAUUUUCAAAUAAAAUGCAGCUUCCACAAAAUUUUGUUAUGGUA
Molecule: messenger RNA, 3785 nt
Organism: Hippopotamus amphibius kiboko
Lineage: Eukaryota; Metazoa; Chordata; Mammalia; Artiodactyla; Hippopotamidae
Gene: PICALM
Product: phosphatidylinositol binding clathrin assembly protein
Exons: 22
Coding region: 361-2424 (687 amino acids)
Biological process (GO): synaptic vesicle budding from presynaptic endocytic zone membrane; clathrin coat assembly; clathrin-dependent endocytosis
Cellular component (GO): synaptic vesicle; extrinsic component of presynaptic endocytic zone membrane; clathrin-coated pit
Molecular function (GO): clathrin heavy chain binding; SNARE binding; 1-phosphatidylinositol binding
Source: RefSeq, a predicted model, not a curated record